Molecule: messenger RNA, 1626 nt
Organism: Lagenorhynchus albirostris (white-beaked dolphin)
Lineage: Eukaryota; Metazoa; Chordata; Mammalia; Artiodactyla; Delphinidae
Gene: CACNB4
Product: calcium voltage-gated channel auxiliary subunit beta 4
Exons: 14
Coding region: 67-1626 (519 amino acids)
Biological process (GO): neuromuscular junction development; regulation of voltage-gated calcium channel activity; calcium ion transmembrane transport
Cellular component (GO): voltage-gated calcium channel complex
Molecular function (GO): high voltage-gated calcium channel activity; protein binding
Source: RefSeq, a predicted model, not a curated record
CCGAACGUCCGGGGGCCUCACCGCCCUCCGCCCACAGCGCCCGGGCCCGCCAUGCGGCUGUGAACCAUGUCCUCCUCCUACGCCAAGAACGGGACCGCGGACGGGCCGCACUCGCCCACCUCACAGGUGGCCCGAGGCACCACGACCCGGAGGAGCAGGUUGAAAAGAUCCGAUGGCAGCACCACUUCGACCAGCUUCAUCCUCAGACAGGGUUCAGCGGAUUCCUACACGAGCAGGCCGUCUGACUCCGAUGUCUCUCUGGAAGAGGAUCGGGAAGCAAUUCGGCAAGAGAGAGAGCAGCAGGCGGCCAUCCAGCUUGAGAGAGCAAAGUCGAAACCUGUAGCAUUUGCUGUGAAGACGAAUGUGAGCUACUGUGGUGCCUUGGAUGAGGAUGUGCCUGUUCCAAGCACGGCCAUCUCCUUUGACGCCAAGGACUUUCUACACAUUAAAGAGAAAUAUAACAAUGAUUGGUGGAUAGGAAGGCUGGUGAAAGAAGGCUGUGAGAUUGGCUUCAUCCCAAGUCCACUUAGAUUGGAGAACAUACGGAUUCAGCAAGAACAAAAAAGAGGACGUUUUCACGGAGGGAAAUCCAGUGGAAAUUCUUCUUCAAGUCUUGGAGAAAUGGUAUCAGGGACAUUUCGAGCAACCCCCACAUCAACAGCAAAACAGAAGCAAAAAGUGACGGAGCACAUCCCUCCCUACGAUGUUGUGCCAUCCAUGCGUCCGGUGGUGUUAGUGGGGCCGUCACUGAAGGGUUAUGAGGUCACAGACAUGAUGCAGAAAGCCCUCUUUGAUUUCCUGAAGCACAGGUUUGAUGGGAGGAUAUCAAUAACAAGAGUGACAGCUGACAUUUCUCUUGCUAAGAGGUCUGUCCUAAAUAAUCCCAGCAAGAGAGCAAUAAUUGAACGCUCAAACACUCGGUCCAGCUUAGCGGAAGUACAAAGUGAAAUUGAAAGAAUCUUUGAGUUGGCAAGAUCUUUGCAACUGGUUGUUCUUGAUGCAGACACCAUCAAUCACCCAGCACAACUUAUAAAGACUUCCUUAGCACCAAUUAUCGUUCAUGUAAAAGUCUCAUCUCCAAAGGUUUUACAGCGGUUGAUUAAAUCUAGAGGAAAGUCCCAAAGUAAACACUUAAAUGUUCAACUGGUGGCAGCUGAUAAACUUGCACAAUGUCCCCCUGAAAUGUUUGAUGUUAUACUGGAUGAAAACCAGCUGGAGGAUGCGUGUGAACAUCUGGGAGAAUACCUUGAGGCCUACUGGCGUGCCACUCACACGACCAGUAGCACCCCCAUGACCCCACUGCUUGGAAGGAAUUUGGGCUCAACAGCACUCUCACCAUAUCCCACAGCAAUUUCUGGGUUACAGAGUCAGCGUAUGAGGUACAGCAACCACUCCACAGAGAACUCUCCAAUUGAAAGGCGAAGUCUAAUGACCUCUGAUGAAAAUUAUCACAAUGAAAGGGCUCGGAAGAGUAGGAACCGCUUGUCUUCCAGUUCCCAGCAUAGCCGAGAUCAUUACCCUCUCGUGGAAGAAGAUUACCCUGACCCAUACCAGGACACUUACAAACCUCAUAGGAACCGAGGAUCGCCUGGGGGAUAUAGCCAUGACUCUCGACAUAGGCUUUGA